Messenger RNA from Oncorhynchus kisutch (coho salmon), 912 nucleotides. RefSeq names its product PTB domain-containing engulfment adapter protein 1. Bases 276 to 890 code for a protein of 204 amino acids. Lineage: Eukaryota; Metazoa; Chordata; Actinopteri; Salmoniformes; Salmonidae. The transcript has 9 exons. The record is from RefSeq and is a predicted model, not a curated record.
ACUAAACUUUUCAAGAAGCGGUGCGCGCCGUCAGCGUUUGUGAAUAGAGACGGAACAGAACCGUGCAUGAACGAGAGACAGCUGGGCGACAAGGAGACCGUACAAAACAAGGAAUCUUUCACUUCAUUCGGAGAGAGGGAACUGAUGAGUCAGAGGGGAGGAUAGAUGAGUAACGGACACUACUAGUGGGUUCCAGACACACAAAUCCAAACCAAGAAGGCUCCUGAUCCACUGCAGAGCCCAGGUCUCAGUACCACCAUAGAAGCUAUCGCAGUAUGAACCGAGCUUUCAACAGGAGAAAAGAUAAAUCUGGAGGGAUGACAGCCCCAGAGGCUUUGGCCAAGAAUCACAUAGUGUACAAUGUCAAGUUCCUUGGCGUAACAGAGGUUGACCAACCAAAAGGCACAGAUGUCAUAAGGAUAGCAGUGAGAAAGCUGAAGUUCCAAAGGCAUAUCAAGAAAUCAGAGGGACACAAAACACCGAAGGUGGAGUUGCAGGUGUCCAUCUACGGAGUGAAAUUAUUAGACCCCAAGACCAGAGAUGUACAGCACAACUGUCAGCUUCAUAGGAUAUCCUUCUGCGCGGACGACAAAACCGACAAGAGGAUAUUCACCUUCAUCUGCACAGAGCCAGAGACCAAAAAACACAUCUGUUAUGUGUUCGACAGUGAAAAAUGUGCAGAGGAGAUCACCGUCAGCAUUGGUCGAGCAUUUGACCUGGCGUACAGGAAGUUUCUGGAGUCUGGCGGGAAAGACGUGGAGAUGAGGAAACAGAUCGGCAGUCUGCAGAAAAGAAUUCUGGAACUGGAAACUGAAAAUUCCAAGUUGAAAGAACGACUUCAAGAUCUAGAGGAUCACAUGGCAGAUUGUCAAGGCUCACCGGUAAAUUAGCUACUAAUCUAACAGUUUCUGU